Molecule: messenger RNA, 1507 nt
Organism: Cololabis saira (Pacific saury)
Lineage: Eukaryota; Metazoa; Chordata; Actinopteri; Beloniformes; Belonidae
Gene: guk1b
Product: guanylate kinase 1b
Exons: 9
Coding region: 135-848 (237 amino acids)
Biological process (GO): purine nucleotide metabolic process
Cellular component (GO): cytosol
Molecular function (GO): GMP kinase activity
Source: RefSeq, a predicted model, not a curated record
CACACACACACACACACACACACGCUCUUACAUGAAUUGCACACAGUCCAUUAAGGCCUGAUUGAAGAAUCAUCUGUUACCGGGCUUUGCUACGGCACAGACGCUACAGACGCUGUGAGAAAAGCUUGAGAGCAAUGUCAGGACCGAGGCCCGUCGUGCUGAGUGGCCCUUCUGGAGCUGGGAAGAGCACUCUGUUGAAGAGGCUGAUGAAGGAUCACGAGGGAGUCUUUGGAUUUAGCGUGUCACAUACAACAAGAAACCCUCGACCAGGAGAGGAAGAUGGCAAAGGGCUGAACAAGCUCCCCCAGCUGCUUCUGGGGGCUGCUUUACUGCCAGUAGCAGACGUCUUUUCAUCUGAAGACAUAGAAACCUCAUUUUCGGGUCCAAAUGAAUCAGAAACCACACAUCAAGACUACCACUUCACAACCAGAGAGGCCAUGCAGGAGGGCAUCGACAAUGGAGAGUUCAUUGAGACUGCUGAAUUCUCUGGGAACAUGUAUGGGACAAGUAAGGCUGCUGUGGAAGACGUGCGAGCCAAGAACCUGAUCUGCAUCCUUGAUGUGGACAUCCAGGGGGUGAAGAGAAUUAAGGAGACCGACCUGAACCCCAUCUAUAUCUCCAUCCAACCUCCAUCCAUGGAGAGCCUGGAGCAACGUCUGAGGGACAGGCAGACAGAAACGGAGGAGAGUUUACAGAAACGUCUGGAGGCUGCGCGCAUUGAUAUGGAGCUCAGUAAAGAACCUGGAGUGUUUGACGUUGUUAUCAUCAAUGAUGACCUAGAGAAGGCCUACGAGGAGCUGAAAGAAAUCCUACAUGAAGAAAUCCAAAAAGUUCAGGAGGCCAUGUAAUUAAUAAACACUAUCUCAGUUUUUCUUCUGUGGGAUCCCAAGACCCAGAGCCGAGUGGGCCUGUCAGAGAUCAUGCACAUGAAACAGUCUCUUUUCUGGAGAAAGUUCAUUUUCCCUUUCCUCUCUACGUCGUACGGUCAGUUGUUUCGUCUGAACUGUUUUCAAACUGAGAUGGAAAUGUGGACUUCUGAGCUGAAAGAUGUUUCUUGUUGACUAAGUGAUAGGAGAGCUGUGUUAGAUUUAGUUAAAUGAAGAGGUGAAAUCUAGGUGUAAUACACAAUAUAAUAUAUAUCUACCACUUUGGUGUAAGAGAAAAAGAAAUGGACAACUGCCAAAUCCAGUGCUGCGUUUGUCUCUACAAGUCCAGCUUUGGUACUGACCUACAGUGCAUAAGUCACGGAGCACCCAUGACUGCCACAAGCCGGGGUUCACAAAAUAGUUACUGUCAUUUGUUUUGUUUAUUUCAACUAAAGCUGAAAUAAAUUCACACAUAGCAAAGUUCAUCAAUUCUUGACAUCAAUACAUAUGUAAACCCUUCUGCACAUGAGGUGUCCUCUGACAGAAAGUCCUUCCUUGUAUUGGACUCCAGAUAUGGUACUGUACAUGUCAUGAUUGUGUGUUUGUAUACAAACAAAAAUAAAUAAAGAACCCAAGGUCAA